Messenger RNA from Pistacia vera, 1605 nucleotides. RefSeq names its product leukocyte receptor cluster member 1 homolog. The transcript has 3 exons. Lineage: Eukaryota; Viridiplantae; Streptophyta; Magnoliopsida; Sapindales; Anacardiaceae. The record is from RefSeq and is a predicted model, not a curated record. Bases 617 to 1333 code for a protein of 238 amino acids.
UGCUGGGAUCAGUGUAUUUGUCAAUCUAUUGCUGUUGUUCUCAUGCUUGUUAUUCUUGUUGCUGUGUCGAUUUUGUUGUUGGUGUUUGUAUUUGCUGGGAAGUUCUGAUUUUUGUUGUUGUUGCUCUGAGCUUGCCAAGAACUAUUUUCGUUUAUUUCAAUUAGAAACUAAAAGUACAAUAAAAUAAGUAGUUCAGAUAUGGGCGCUGUAUAAUGAUAGAGAUAGGAUGCCUGAGAGUUAUGCUCAAGUUAAGAAAAUUGAAUCAACCCCUAACUUCAGAUUGCAUGUGUUAAUGCUUGAAGCCUGCUCACUACCUAAAAAUCCAUUGCAGCCUGUUUGUUGCGGGGCAUUUAAAAUUCAAAGUGGUAAACCCAGGAUUUUAAUGCUGGCUGCUGUAAAAAGUUCCAAAGCUGUUCUGUCAAUCUGUGUCGCCUACACCUCGACCAAUGAGAUUGUUAGUGCUGUUAAAGGAAUCAGUUGAAGAUAAAUGGAAUGAAAUUACUGUACUGGAAGCUAGUGGAGCAGGUUAUGGUUUAAUUAAACUUGGAGGGAAUGAACAUGAUGAAAGUGUGCCUUUUUGUCUCGGGUGAUUCUCAAGUUACAGUAAUUUUGAAUUAUGGGAGGUCAUGGUGGUUUGAAUAUUCUUCCACAGAAGCGGUGGAAUGUGUACAAUUAUGAAAACAGAGAAAAAGUCCGUCAAGACGAAGAGGCUGCUGCAAAAGAAGAGCAACUUAAGCGUGAACAGGCCAGGAAACGAGAUGCUGAAUUUCGUUUAGAGCAGCUUCGUGCUGCCCGUGGUUUGGCUCCAUUGAAACGAGCUAAAGAGACAACUGGAGAGGCUGCUACAGAGCAUGUUGAAUCUGAACCAAAGUCGAAUCAUAUUAAUCUCUUUGAAGGGAUUAAGAUUUUUGACCCAAUUAAAGGGUCAGAGAAAGAGGGUGGUGAAGAGAAAGAUGGGUUUAAGAGGAAGAAGAUGAGGAAAGAGGAGGAAGCGUCAAAAAAAGUUAUGACACCAGAUGACGAGAAGUAUAGGCUAGGUUAUGGGUUAGCCGGGAAAGGGAUUAAGUUGCCGUGGUAUCUUGAGCGGAGGAGCAAUGGUGAUGCAGAUGCUGAGAAUGGUAUGGAUGAUGGGUUGGUGAGAGUGCAAAAGGAGGAGCAAAAGCAGGGAGGGAAGAAGACGCUACAAGAAUUGAGAGAAGAACGGUUGAAAAGGGAAAAGAAGGAGAAAGAGAGGGAACGGGCAUUGUUUGUGGAGAAGAGUCAGAGAGAGAGGACUUUUGCAAGGGAUAGAGGUUUUUCCAGGAGGGUGCUAUUUGGACGAGGAAAUCAGUAAAAGGACAAUACAGUCUGAAGGAUGCUGGUGUUCGUUGAUAAUGUAGAUGUUUGUAAUGAACUAAAUUCAAUGCUGCCCGUUGAGAUGCAAUGGUGAAGCUGGGACUUGUAUUAAUUUACAGUAUCAAUGGAGACACUGUGCUAGUCGCAGUUUCACCAUUGCAACUCAAAAGGCAGCAUGAAAUUCUGAUUCCAGGGUGUUAUUUUGUCUCUUGGGAAACAUUCGGACCAGGUUUUGAUCCGUAAACCUUGUCUGUGAACACCAAUAUUCCU